AUGGCUACCUGGGUUCCUCCUCCUCUGGGUCAUUAUAAACUCCACUUUGAUGGUGCUUCUAGGGGGAACCCGGGUAUGGCAGGGGCUGGUAUGGCUAUUCUAGAUCAUAAUGCAGUCUUAAUAUUGGCUCAAUGUCAUGCCCUUAGGUCUCAGUCAAACAACUUUGCUGAAUCUGAAGCUCUGUCACUUGGGAUUGACAUGGCUAUUUCCCUUGGGAUAAAACAUCUUCACAUUCAGGGGGAUUCAAUGGUUGUUAUCCAAAGUGUUUUGAAUUGUAAAAAUUUCCUGGCUAAUUUGGCAAUUGACUCAGCUGCUUUUCAUAAGAUUAUGGAAAGAGAUGACAUCCCUCACGAUGUCCUCCUCGAGUAUAUGCCUCUUCCCAAAUAUUAA
This is a messenger RNA of Cryptomeria japonica (Japanese cedar), 390 nucleotides long. RefSeq lists its product as uncharacterized. The record is from RefSeq and is a predicted model, not a curated record. NCBI's taxonomy places the organism in Eukaryota, Viridiplantae, Streptophyta, Pinopsida, Cupressales, Cupressaceae. Gene Ontology annotation, molecular function: nucleic acid binding; RNA-DNA hybrid ribonuclease activity. Bases 1 to 390 code for a protein of 129 amino acids. The transcript is spliced from 2 exons.